AUGCGCACCGAGCCGCCUGGAGGCUCGGCACAAAUGUUUGGCUUUCACAAGCCCAAGAUGUACAGGAGUUUGGACGGCUGCUGCAUCUGCCGCGCCAAGUCGUCCAGCUCCCGGUUCACGGACAGCAAGCGCUACGAGAAGGACUUCAGGAGCUGCUUUGGGCUGAGCGAAACCCGAUCCGGAGAGAUCUGUAACGCCUGCGUCCUCCUCGUCAAGAGAUGGAAAAAGCUCCCGGUGGGGACCAAGAAGAACUGGAAUCACGUGGGUUUCGCUCGCAGCUCGCCGCUUGCCACGCCGGUGGAGGUCUCCUUCACUCAGAUUUUCAAACCUCCCGUUGUCGUUGAUGCCAGAGGAGGCCCCAGCCUGAAGAUCACCUCCAGACCCAAGAAGAUCAAGUCCAUCUCCAAGAAAGCCCGUCCGAACCAGAUCAGCAAGCUGCAGAAAGAGCUGAAGAGGCACAAUUCAGACGCCCACAGCACCACCUCCAGUGCCUCCCCUGCUCAGUCUCCCAGCUACAGCAACCUCUCAGACGAGGGUUCGGAUGCGGAGCUGAGCCCAGGAUCCAGCCGCUCCCCCGUCUUCUCCUUUCUGGACCUGACUUACUGGAAGAGGCAAAAGGUCUGCUGUGGAAUAAUCUACAAGGGGCGCUUUGGGGAGGUGCUGAUCGACCCCCAUUUGUUCAAACCAUGCUGCCGCAAAAAGCAGCGAGAGCAGCAGCAGCAGCAGCAACAAGAAGAGGAGGAAGAGGAGGAGGAGGAUGAGGACGACGGUGAGGAAGAGGUGGAAGUAGAGGAGGGCCAAGUGGGGGUGGAAAAACCCCAGACGGAGGGGGAAGUGAAGGAGACGCCUACGUGCGAGGAAAAUGCAGAACCUGCUAAGCUAUGCGUCGCCGUGACAACACCCCCAGCCAUGAGCGGGGAGGUGGUGGAGGGAGGCUGGUGA
Molecule: messenger RNA, 942 nt
Organism: Menidia menidia (Atlantic silverside)
Lineage: Eukaryota; Metazoa; Chordata; Actinopteri; Atheriniformes; Atherinopsidae
Source: the annotation of a GenBank genome assembly